This is a messenger RNA of Linnemannia hyalina, 1776 nucleotides long. Lineage: Eukaryota; Fungi; Mortierellomycota; Mortierellomycetes; Mortierellales; Mortierellaceae. The record is from the annotation of a GenBank genome assembly.
AUGGCCACUGCCUGCAUCAACAAGGUCUUCCUGGGCGUUGACGUCGGCUCAGGCUCAAGCAGGGCUGCACUCAUUACCGACACUGGAAAACUCCUCGCCAUCCACUCAACCCCCUUCUCGACCUCGCGUCCUGCCCCCGACUACUUUGAACAGUCCAGCGACGAAAUAUGGGCCUCAAUCUGCACCUCCGUCAAGGCUGCUCUUCAAAUCGCCAAAGUCGACCCCUCUCAAGUCCACGGCAUUGGAUUCGACGCGACUUGUUCCUUGGUCGCGUACACCUCUGGCACCCCCGAGACAGCCCAACCCGUCUCCAUCUCGCCCAGUUCCAAUUUUGAGGACCACAACCGCAACAUCAUCAUGUGGUGCGACCAUCGAGCCAAGGACCAGGCUAUCCGAAUCACAGAGACGCGCCAUGACAUCCUCAAAAAUAUUGGCGGUGUUAUGAGUCUGGAGAUGGAGUUACCCAAAACUCUCUGGUUGCAGGAUAACAUGACCAUGGACCAAUGGAACAGGAUCGGGCGCCUGUUUGAUCUGCCCGACUUUUUGACCUGGAAGGCGACGGGUGAUUACUUGCCAAGUCGAUGCUCGGUUGUUUGCAAGUGGUGCUAUAAGGCGGGACCAGAAAGCGGCGAUUCCCUGUCGCAUCACAACAAUCAAGGAUGGCCCGAGGACUUUCUUCGACAGAUUGGAUUAGGCGAGAUUGCGGAUGAUGAUUGUCAGAAGCUGUGUGGAGUCGGCAAUGAGGGUCAGCGGGUACAUUUUGCUGGCGAGCAUAUUGGUGGGCUAACAGCGCAGGCAGCAAAGGACAUGGGCUUGGUCGCUGGAACUCCAGUAGGUGGUGCAGUCAUUGAUGCAUAUGCAGGAGCCAUUGGGACAUUGGGAGCCAGGAUGAACGGCAUUUCUUCAACUGUUGACGAAGCUCGCAAGAGGAUUUCUCUGAUCUGCGGCACAUCCUCCUGCCACCUCGUCAUGAGCGACAAGCCCAUCUUUGUUCCAGGUGUUUGGGGCCCAUUCCAUGGCGUAAUGUUGCCGGAUAUGUGGGUUGCAGAAGGAGGACAGUCCUCGACAGGUCAGUUGAUCGACUACCUCACCAAAUCCCAUCCAGCCUAUAAUGAAGCAGUCGAGCGAGCAAAUGCCUCCACACCAGCAACAUCGGUGUAUGAGUUCUUGAAUCGUCAUCUGGAGACAGUCGCCAAAAAGCGAUCGCUUACCAACAUCGCCUACCUCACCAAGCGACUUCACAUGACGCCAGACCACCAUGGCAACCGAGCUCCGUUCGCGGACGAAACUAUGAGGGGCUCCAUCUCGGGCUUGGAUCUCAACAGCAACAAUCUUGACGGACUCGCUAUUCUUUACUUGGCGACAAUUCAAGCCUUGGCGUUGGGCACACGACAGAUCUUCGAAGCUCUUUGUGCGGCAGGAUAUACCAUCGAGACGAUCUGUAUUUCAGGAGGCUUGUCGCUCAACAGGAUCUUUGUUAAAGUUCUGGCGGAUGUAACUCAGUGUCCAGUGGUGUUGCCAGGAAGUGGAGGAGAUGCGGCGGUCGUGGUCGGUGCGGCAGUGUGUGGUGCAGUCGCAUACGAGUCGUCAUUGGCGGGACUUGGAACGAGUAUGGAUGGUCUGCUCUGGAAAGCUAUGGUGCGGUUGACGGAGGCAUCCGAUGUGAUUGAGGCGGACCAGGAUCCGUCCCUGAAGCGGUUCUAUGAGAACAAGUUCCGUAUUGUCGAAAAGAUGCAGCGGGACCAACGCGAGUUCAAUAAAAUCAUGGACGAGUGA